AUGAUCCAAUACCGGCGGAGGUGGAAGACUGGGUUCGAGAUACGCAGGCAAAGCAAACACCCCUACAGUAUUUUUGAUCUCGAGACAAACAAAUGGACGACCCAAGAGGAAGACUUGAGCGAUGACUUCUUUGCAGAGCUAAGGGACAUCGCUGGCAAUGUGGUCAACAAUGGCUCGGAGAUUGACGGUGAUAAUUUGGUGGAAAACGUCGCGGGCAUCUCUCAGAGUGAACAUCAACGUAGGGACAUGGCUGGUGAUCCAGGUUUUGGCCGGUUAGAAAUGGACACCAACGCAGUGAACGAGAAGUCCAUGGUCGUACCUGCGACCAAUCAUUCCGAGGAAUUCAAGAAUCUUAAUGACCUAGUGGCGGAUGUAAUGCACAUGCAUGGGGACGAAGCCAUCAGAGGACACAACAAGGUCAUCGACUACGAGUUCUCCUGGACGGGGAUGUAG
Messenger RNA from Letharia columbiana, 453 nucleotides. RefSeq lists its product as uncharacterized. Bases 1 to 453 code for a protein of 150 amino acids. Lineage: Eukaryota; Fungi; Ascomycota; Lecanoromycetes; Lecanorales; Parmeliaceae. The transcript has a single exon. The record is from RefSeq and is a predicted model, not a curated record.